AUGGAACCGAAGAAGGAUGUCAGUCGUCGACGAAAACGCCAAGUAGACCGUGGAGCUCGUCGAUGGACGAAUAAUCGGCUCUUCUAUUUCUUCGACAACAGCGACGCGCUCACAUUCGUUCGUGAUCGCACCUGUCUCGACUUCACAGAGAGUUCUACGGCUACGAAUCGAGUGAGGGUGUUCAGUGGUGCUGGUUGCUUUGCUACGAUUGGAAUGGCAGGCGGUGAACAAUCGUUGUCACUGGGGAGUGGCUGUGAAUCGGUUGGAAUCGCUGCGCACGAAUUCGCUCAUGCUCUCGGGGUGUGGCACACACAAAUGCGUGAUGAUCGAGACUCAUUCUUACGAGUGGAUUUAUCUUCAGUGCCGCCAAACUUGUUGCACAACUACAUCAAGCUUCCUGCAAGCCGAAUCAUCAACUACACACCAUACGAAUACGGUAGUUACAUGCACUAUGAUUCCAGAUCAAUAAUAUCCUUUUACGACAUCAAGAUGCUCAAUGAUCACUACGGAUGCAAUGCCAGAUGUACUGACAGAGCUACUGUAUGUUUCAACGGGGGAGUACCAAAUCCUCGGAACUGCGCUGUCUGCAAUUGCCCUGCCGGCUACAGUGGAGCGCUGUGCAAUCAACGGCCGCCUGGUUGCGGAGAAAUGCUAACGGCGACCGACCGCUGGCAGGCAAAACGAUUCACAUUCGGUUCGGCCACUGGAGGUGUCCGUGACACGUUCAUCGAAUGCAACCAUUGGAUAACUGCACCUGCUGGAAAACGAGUUCAAAUCCAAGUGACAUCACUGCAAAAUUCACAGUGUCAACGGCUUGUAGAACUGAAUUCCAUAGAGCCGAAGAUUUUGGCGGACAGAGGCAUCACUAAUCCAAGGAUCUGUUGCCCAGAUUCCUUGAAUCAAAUUCUCACGAGCCAGCACAAAACCCACACCCGAUCAUCUCCUAACACUCGACUCUCGCGUCCACGUUUCUUUUUCAAUACAGUUUAUAGAAUGGUAACAAAAUGCUUCCCAUAUAAAUAA
Ostertagia ostertagi is the source of this 1023-nucleotide messenger RNA. Lineage: Eukaryota; Metazoa; Nematoda; Chromadorea; Rhabditida; Trichostrongylidae. The record is from the annotation of a GenBank genome assembly.